GAGGUAGUGUUAAACGGAUUCACAAUGACCACUAAACCACUUCUCUAUUUGGAGGAAUAUAAGCUGAAGCAGGAUGCGAAUGAUUACGGGCUGGCUGACGAACUGUGGGACUUUGAGCGGUUCAAGCAACAACUGCAAAUCGUUGUCGUGCGAUACGGGGACGACGAACUGGAAUUUGACAUGAUCGGAGUGAGCUGUGCCGUUGCGAACGUGUUCCGUCGGUUGAUGCUGAGCGAGGUGCCGAGUAUGGCGAUCGAGAAGGUUCACAUCUACAACAAUACAUCGAUCAUACAGGAUGAGGUAUUGGCCCAUCGGUUGGGGCUGAUUCCGCUGCGUGCCGAUCCGCGUAUGUUCGAAUAUAAAGCCAACGAAACCGAUCCUCCAACGGCACAGGAUACGCUGGAGUUCGAGCUGAAGGUGAAAUGUACCCGCAAAACGAAGGAUAUAAAUGAGAUGACCAAUAACGAUAGCAUGUACAAGAAUCACAGCAUUUAUUCGGGUCAGAUUAAGUGGGUUCCUAUCGGGAAUCAAUCGACCGUCUAUACGGAAGCCACCGUGGGACCGAUCGACGAUGAUAUUCUUAUCAGUAAGAUGCGUCCCGGGCAUGAAUUCGACAUAAAACUGUUUGCGGUGAAAGGUGUCGGCAAUGAUCACGCAAAGUUCUCGCCUGUUGCAACCGUUUCCUAUCGCCUCCUGCCGGAUAUUAAGCUGAACCGACCGGUCGUGGGAAAUGAUGCACGGUUGCUGCAGAAGUGCUUCUCACCGGGUGUGAUUGAGAUCGCUAAGGAUGAUCAUGCGUACGUGAAGAAUGCACGGUACGACAGUUGCAGUAGGAACGUGUACCGAUAUCCUCAGAUUGCAGACGCCGUUACGAUGGCUCGAGUGCGGAAUCAUUUCAUAUUCACGGUGGAAUCGCUGGGUGCCCUCAAGCCGGACGUAAUCUUUGUGGAAGCGGUAAAGGUGCUGAAAAAGAAGUGUCGAAUGUAUUUGAAUGAAUUAAAAGGGUAA
This is a messenger RNA of Anopheles marshallii, 1008 nucleotides long. RefSeq names its product DNA-directed RNA polymerases I and III subunit RPAC1 (gene Polr1C). The transcript has a single exon. Gene Ontology annotation, cellular component: RNA polymerase I complex; RNA polymerase III complex. Gene Ontology annotation, molecular function: protein dimerization activity. The record is from RefSeq and is a predicted model, not a curated record. Gene Ontology annotation, biological process: DNA-templated transcription. NCBI's taxonomy places the organism in Eukaryota, Metazoa, Arthropoda, Insecta, Diptera, Culicidae. The coding region runs from base 25 to 1008 and encodes 327 amino acids.